Orcinus orca (killer whale) is the source of this 3021-nucleotide messenger RNA. Its product is annotated as collagen alpha-1(XIII) chain-like. The transcript has 3 exons. The record is from RefSeq and is a predicted model, not a curated record. Bases 2537 to 2941 code for a protein of 134 amino acids. NCBI's taxonomy places the organism in Eukaryota, Metazoa, Chordata, Mammalia, Artiodactyla, Delphinidae.
AGUUGUGGCUCACGGGCCUAGUCGCUCCGCGGCAUGUGGGAUCUUCCCAGACCAGGGCUCGAACCCGUGUGUCCUGUAUUGGCAGGUAGAUUCUCAACCACUGCGCCACCAGGGAAGCCCCGGCAGGUGGACUCUUAACCACUGCGCCAGCAGGGAAGCCACCAGACAUGUCACUUCUGAUGCAAGGGUCAGGCUAGUACUGCUGCACCCUCCCCCUUCAGCUCCCAAUCACAGAGGAUGCUGUAGCCCCAAAUCUUUUAGGUUUCACUGCCGUAGCAUUCCUGAGGGUCCCAAAGUCUUAAAAGGGAAAAGAUCAGCUUGUGGAAUAAGGAAGGAAUGAAACUACCCUCCUAGUUUAAUUCCUCCAUUCCCGCUACCCUUGCCGGGGGUGUGGGGGUGUGUGUGAAGGUGGAGCCAAAUCAAAGUCCCUGGAUCCCGGGGCUUGUACCUCUCAGUGCAGAAAUUCUCUGGCGUCCCCUGGUGGUCAUCAACACCACUGUGUUCUCUCAAGGAUUACUCUCUACAGCUCAAUUGAGAUAUCCUUCACAGGGUAAGGAAACAGGCACGCUUACCCAAUGUCCCAUGUCAAGGAAAUGCUAGAGCUGGAGCUGACCCAGAGCUCCUGGCCACCAGUCCUUUCCGCAGCAUCACUUUCUAUCCCUGUAGUCCUCCCUAGUGGCUAACUGACCUGGCAGGCAAUGUUGUAACAUUUAUUAUUUAUGAUACAAGUACUAUGUUGCUAUGUUACUCUAUUAAAUAUGCCACACUCUGAGGUGUGCUGUGAUACUGGAUUAUAUAUUAAGCCUGAUCAGGUCAAUAUAUAAAACGUGAAAUUGGCAACCCUGUUAUUAUAAAAUGGAAUCACAGAAACACCCCUGUCACCCUACCCACCUCAGUUUUCCAUUUCAGGGACCAGCCUUUUAUGCCCUACCCCGCCCCCGCACUGUUCCUGGGAAGUAGGCUUUCUCCAUAAACUCCGUCCCAUCACCUCAUCCGCAGGAAUGUCAAGAGGUGCAAGGAGAUAAAGUCUCGUGGGAUACAAAUGUUACUUAAAAUGGGAGAGGUGACAAGAGAAGAGAGGAAGCUACAAAAUGCCCUUCAGGCAGCGUUCUCAACUGGAGCAUAGGAAAUGACAGCAGGAGGGAGCAGAGGAGAGAACUGCUCACCUUUAAUGGCUGUGAUGUUUGGGGCAGGCUGGUCUGACAGCGGAGGGCUGGAACAGGUCUCAGGUCGAUGGCAGACAAGAAGAGGAGGCAUGAGGACUGGCAGGCGGCAGGACUGCCUGGCCCAUUGGGUACUCUGGAAUAAGCCUCUGCUCAGUUUUUAUUCACCUGUACCUUAUGUCUUGGUCCUAAAAGAGAGACAAGGGCACCAGUUCUGCUACCCCGCUGGAGGGCUGACUUUUCACACUGGAGUAAAAAUGCGGUUGGAGAAAUGAGCCCCACCCAAGGCGCUGGGGCAGCUGCAGGACGUGGGAGGUAUGGAGACCAAGGUGGGGCUGGUUUGGGUAGGAAGAGAGAGGAUGAGACAGGACAGGGAUGCCCAAUGGCAGCUGAAGGGAUUCAGAUAGUCCUGCUCGGGAGAUAAAGACACAUCUAGACGCCUGACAGUAACUCAGCCGGGCUCCUUGGAGGAUCCCAAAGGCUGGCUUUGCCAACUUGUUAGAAAGCAAAGUGAUGCCUGCACCCAUGACUUAUGAGGAAAGCAAAGAGGGCCCUCAGUGUGAAUUUGGAGAAAGGGAGAGAAGUGAAGCCCCAGCUCCACUCCACACCCCCUUCCUGUCUAUAAAUAACCCCAAGUGUCGCUUCAAAGGGGACAGGGAGCGCGGGAGAGGGGCUCCCAGGGCCGGUGGGUGGGGGCAGCGGGCGCUGCAGACCACGCCCCCCACCCCGGGCGAGUUUGCAUAAAUAAACAAAUCCAAGCCGUCGGCCCUGCAGGAGGUGGAGGAGGAGCGGGGAGGAGGAGAAGGGAGCGGGGCGGGAGAGAUUAGUUUGGGAAGUAGCACGGAUUGCUCAUCCGAUCCGUGCAGCCGCAGCCAGUGUGUCAAGUUACAGAGGCGCCGGAAUCGGCCCCAGCGCUCCUCGGCAGCGGCCACGACCCACCUCUGCCCGUGGGGCCCUCCACGUGCACCCCUUCGCCCCGGGACUGAAACUGGCUCGCCCGGGAGACGGGAGACACCAAGAAGGACAGACGGCGCAGAACCAACUCCAGGACUCUGCAGAUACUUGAAGGGAAAGACGGGGCGGAAAGGAGAGCCGGCCAGAUUCCCCUAACUUUCCUGGACUUGGAACGUUCUUCGAAGUAACUUCUUUUUCUUACCUGGGUGUACCCCAAUUACUGCUGGUUGUGUUUUUUCGGCUUUCCCCCUCCAGCUGCUAUUUUUUCCAUCCUCUUUGCCGGGAGCCAAGGAUAGGGACAUUUUCCAGCGACACAAGCCCUUUCCCCCUGCCCCGCAGCUUGGAUCGCGCCUUUGGACAGCGGCUCUCGCCUUUAUUUAUUCUAUUUAUUUAUUUAUUGGUUCUCAAUACGCGAGGGGAUGGUAGCAGAGCGCUCCCGCAAAGCGACAGCCGCCGGUGCCCGCGGCCCUGGGGAGCUGGACACGCCCGGGACGGUGGCGCUGGCGGUGGCGCCGGCGGAGCGCUGCGCGCGGCUGCCGAGCCCGGGGUCGUGCGGGCUACUGGUGCUGGCCCUCUGCUCGCUGGCGCUCAGCCUGCUCGCCCACUUUCGGACAGCCGAGCUGCAGGCCCGGGUGCAGCGCCUGGAAGCAGACCGUGGGGAGCAGCAAAUGGAGCCGGCUAUUUUGGGACGAGUCAACCAACUGCUGGAUGAGAAAUGGAAGCUCCACUCACGGAGGCGCCGGGAGACCCCGAAGACGUCUCCAGGGUGUCACUGCCCGCCAGGGAGUGGGGUUGAGGAAGGGUCAGAUGACUUACUGGACUGAAUGGACGCUGACUCUGAGAAACAACGCUGGAAGUUCACGAGUUUUUUUUUUUUUUUAAUCAUGUUAUUCUUUUGAAAUCA